Lentinula edodes (shiitake mushroom) is the source of this 834-nucleotide messenger RNA. RefSeq lists its product as uncharacterized. Lineage: Eukaryota; Fungi; Basidiomycota; Agaricomycetes; Agaricales; Omphalotaceae. The record is from RefSeq and is a predicted model, not a curated record. The transcript is spliced from 3 exons. Bases 1 to 834 code for a protein of 277 amino acids.
AUGACUAGCAACAACGUUUGUCACUGCGAGGUCGGAGAUACGGAUCCCAGAUUAUACCGAUGGCGUCCUUGUCCGGUACAUGGACUUGCUAGGCAGCCGCCAGCGCCGUCGUCAUUCCCACAAUCUAUCGAACAUUUGACUGGUCCUCCGUCGUUGUCUUAUUCCCGCUCCUCCAUUGGUUCGGACUCGACCAGGUCUUCGCCCCCGACACCCCCUCCUAAUGCACCACAUAGCUUUGAUGCACGCGACUAUGCUCGACAAUUCCAAGAGAGGUGUAGGCCAAAAUACGACAGUAAUCCUGUGGAUAAUUCAACUGCUCGUAGCGGCACCACUGUCGACAAAUCCAAAGCACACACCCCGAGCGUGUAUGAACCACAAGCGCGCAAACCUGGCCAUAGAGUUUAUGUUUUAGCACGAGAUCGCAAUAAACUCCCUGAAAUUUCCGACAAACCGCUAGUCCGUUGUCAACCAACGGAUAAAAUGAUCAAACAAAUAUAUUACGCGCAGCGGACGGGAUCCAAUCCCACCCAAGAGUCCCUGCCGCCCAGCAUCCUGUCCUGCUGGGGCGCUGGUCCCAGAUUCUGCUUCGAGCCUCAUGGACUCGCAAAAGCCUCUAAGAAAUUCAGCAGAGACAGAAAGAAGACCUGGUUUGCACCUGAUCCUAUUAACGAUCCACGCGAUCCAAUAAUCGAGCAGACAUCCCAGCGAACAAUCCAACGACACCAGCCUAUUAGAAGGCCCGGUCCUAGCCAUCUUUCAAAGCCAAGCGGGGCUCCGAAAUCAAUCAGACGUGAUCGGUUAGAAGAGCAAAAAGUGAAAGAGAGGCUUCAAUAG